AUGGCUGCGAAAUCAUCCAAAGAGCCGAGCAUGACUGAGCUACAGGGAGGCCGGCCAGGGUCUUCGAGCAGGCUCAAUGAUCCAACAGUUGUUGAGAUAAAGCCACGCCAGCAUGAGAAUGGAAAACCACUAGCUGAACCUGAAAGCGGCCCAAAACCUCCACCAAAGAACGAUGAACAGCCGCACAAUGGGGAGCCAACAGGCACAGACAAUCGUGGAAAUGUUUCGGCAGACAGGCCGCAAGUACACGGAAUCCCGGAUGGACAUCCGUAUGAUCGUGGAGUCCGGGUCACCCACGUUUGCUGUGAGGUAGAGUCUGCACCAACAGGGAGUGCGUGGUUUUCAUCUCGACGUUCCAACAAGUCUCGCGAGCAGGCAAUGGAGCAGGAAAUCCAUCAAUUACGAUCAGAAAUUGGACGCCAGCGCCAAGUCAUUACUGAGCUACAAGAAGGAAAUUCAUUCACAAAGGAUGAAAAUUUCCAACUGCGAGGGAAAAUACGAGAGCUCAAUGGCUUGAUCCGCCGGACACAGGAGAGAGCUUUUGGAGAAAUUGGCCAGGGGAAAUGGGCUUCCCAGCCCGACAGAGAUAUCCGUGAUGACCUCUCUUUACUUCAACGUCAACUAAGAGACUGGAGCAAAGAGUACGCUCUGGAUUCCGCAAGUAGCCUGCAGGCGUUGAAAAUGAGCGAGGAAGAAAAAGACGAGUUUCUAUGCAACUUAAGCAAGGUGGUAACACUCAGUGAAAAUGGUAGUAUCCCAGCAACGCUACGGUCGGGGAAAAUGGAACGCCGACUACCAUCUAUCCUGCUAAACGCCCUAGUGGCUCAUGAUAUCUAUACUCAGAUAUUCGACGACCCUUUCUAUUUCUUGGGCCAGACUAACGGCUCAGAUGACCAAGAUUCCUCAGUUGAUGGAACUCCCCUUGUUAACGAGACUCUAAACAGAAUCUAUGCAGAACUAAAGAAUCGUAUGAAGGCUUCCUUUCUCACCACAUGUUAUAUAAGACCACUAACAUUUUGUUUGUUCCCAUAG
This is a messenger RNA of Trichophyton rubrum CBS 118892, 1032 nucleotides long. RefSeq lists its product as uncharacterized. Bases 1 to 1032 code for a protein of 343 amino acids. Lineage: Eukaryota; Fungi; Ascomycota; Eurotiomycetes; Onygenales; Arthrodermataceae. The transcript has a single exon. The record is from RefSeq and is a predicted model, not a curated record.